GGGAACCAGCCUCGGGCCUGACGGGAUUGUGGCGGUCCUCUCUUCCCACUUUGUAGCUUCCGCUGCCCCCGGACGCUCUCAAGAUGGCGACUUCUCUGGGUUCCAACACGUACAACAGGCAGAACUGGGAGGAUGCGGACUUCCCCAUUCUGUGCCAGACGUGUCUUGGAGAAAACCCAUAUAUCCGAAUGACCAAAGAAAAGUAUGGGAAAGAAUGCAAAAUCUGUGCCAGGCCAUUCACAGUGUUUCGCUGGUGCCCCGGGGUUCGCAUGCGUUUCAAGAAGACUGAAGUGUGCCAAACCUGUAGUAAAUUGAAGAACGUCUGUCAGACCUGCCUCUUGGAUCUAGAGUAUGGCCUGCCCAUCCAGGUUCGUGACGCAGGGUUGUCAUUUAAGGAUGACAUGCCAAAGUCAGAUGUCAACAAAGAGUACUACACACAGAAUAUGGAGAGGGAGAUUUCUAACUCUGAUGGAACUCGGCCAGUUGGCAUGCUGGGGAAAGCCACUUCCACCAGUGACAUGCUGCUCAAGCUGGCCCGGACCACACCCUACUACAAAAGGAACCGGCCCCACAUUUGCUCCUUCUGGGUGAAAGGAGAAUGUAAGAGAGGAGAGGAGUGUCCGUACAGACAUGAGAAGCCUACAGAUCCAGACGACCCCCUUGCUGAUCAGAACAUUAAAGACCGAUACUAUGGAAUCAAUGACCCUGUAGCAGAUAAGCUGCUAAAGCGGGCAUCAACAAUGCCUCGCCUGGACCCGCCAGAGGACAAGACUAUCACCACGUUAUAUGUUGGCGGCCUGGGUGAUACCAUUACUGAGACAGAUCUAAGGAAUCACUUCUACCAGUUCGGAGAGAUCCGGACCGUGACCGUGGUGCAGAGGCAGCAGUGCGCCUUCAUCCAGUUCGCCACGAGGCCGGCCGCGGAAGUGGCUGCCGAGAAGUCCUUCAAUAAGCUGAUUGUCAAUGGCCGCAGACUCAACGUGAAGUGGGGAAGGUCCCAAGCAGCCAGAGGAAAAGAAAAAGAGAAGGACGGAACCACGGAGUCUGGGAUCAAGCUAGAGCCCGUUCCCGGCCUGCCAGGAGCGCUUCCUCCUCCUCCCGCAGCAGAAGAAGAAGCCUCUGCCAACUACUUCAACCUACCCCCCAGCGGCCCUCCAGCUGUGGUGAACAUUGCCCUGCCUCCACCCCCUGGUAUUGCUCCGCCCCCACCCCCAGGUUUUGGGCCACACAUGUUCCACCCGAUGGGACCGCCGCCUCCUUUCAUGAGGGCCCCAGGACCAAUCCACUAUCCUUCUCAGGACCCUCAGAGAAUGGGAGCUCAUGCCGGGAAACACAGCAGCCCCUAGCACAUUGUCACCGCUCUGGGGCUCUGCAGGAGACAGGGCGCUUAUGAAUCCCAGUAAACGGAUCUUGGAAUAAAUACAUUUUUCCUUUCUCUGUAGUUCCCACGGUAGCUGAAUGUGUUCAGAUGUGGGCAGUCGGGGAACGACAGCCAUGAUCUGAUUGAUGGGCCUCACAUAAGCUGCCGUUAACACACCUGGUUACUACUAUAAUAUUACUAAUAAAACCCCAUGCCUGCUCCCCUUACUCCUGUGGGGAACAAGCAGCGGGAUGAAUUGGAAUGUCCAACGGAGUUACCAUCCCAGCUCUAUGUUCAUUUUGUAUUAUUUUUGGGGGGAAAAGAAAAUUGACCUGCGGUAAAAACCUUUUGACCAUUUUUAUGUCCAUUGGGUAUUUUCCUUUUUAUCGUCUAAAAAAAGGAUGACUAGUACUAAUCAUUGUAGUGGCUUGAGUGUGAUUUAACACUUCUGCAGUCACACCCUCAGAAGGACAAGUGGAAACCAGCAGCCCACGCAGCCCAGGUCUCUCCGCGCCUUCCGCUGAGGCCUGCCGGGGUCUGGCUGACACUUCUAGUUCUCCGCUACCAGAAAAGGACACAAAUUACAAUUACUUAGUAUUCCUAUCAGUUCGAUGGAAACAAAUGUCGCGAAGCUGUGUAUCACUGAAGAAACCUGGUGCCUGGGAUGAGAUUAUUUUCAAUAACUUCCUGUAAAACACUUUUAACAGACUGUGAAAUGUUGGCGCGUGUUUGAAUGGGAGACUGGUGACCUGCAGCUGGAACUUUGACCUUCGGCACUCACCUUCGAGUGUCUCCUCCUAACUCCCCGCUUCUGGGCAGGGAACUCUGUUUGGUCUUAGAAUGUUUGGGUAUAACUGAAUUGUAGAUGGAAAAAAUAAUUUGAUGUUGUGUUGUGUUGUUUUGUUUUUAAAAAAUUAAAAC
Messenger RNA from Pteronotus mesoamericanus, 2281 nucleotides. It is a transcript of the gene RBM22, whose product is annotated as RNA binding motif protein 22. The record is from RefSeq and is a predicted model, not a curated record. Gene Ontology annotation, cellular component: U2-type catalytic step 1 spliceosome; Prp19 complex; U2-type catalytic step 2 spliceosome. The coding region runs from base 84 to 1346 and encodes 420 amino acids. The transcript is spliced from 11 exons. Gene Ontology annotation, molecular function: U6 snRNA binding; metal ion binding; pre-mRNA binding. NCBI's taxonomy places the organism in Eukaryota, Metazoa, Chordata, Mammalia, Chiroptera, Mormoopidae.